This is a messenger RNA of Taeniopygia guttata (zebra finch), 6139 nucleotides long. It is a transcript of the gene RSBN1, whose product is annotated as round spermatid basic protein 1. Gene Ontology annotation, cellular component: nucleus. NCBI's taxonomy places the organism in Eukaryota, Metazoa, Chordata, Aves, Passeriformes, Estrildidae. The record is from RefSeq and is a predicted model, not a curated record.
GGGCCAUUUAAAUGUGUGUGAGGGAGCCCCUGAAAUGGCCGCGCAGGUCGCCGCGGUGCCGCGGGCCCCGGAGGAGCCGCCGCCGCCCUCAGCGGACCGGCCCGCCCGGCCCCGCGGACCCCGCCGCCGGCGGGCGGCACCCGGCGAGCCGCCGGCUGCUAAGCGAGCCCGGCCGAGCCAGGCGCUGCUGGCGGGGCCCGGCCCGGCGGAUCCGCUGCCCCCACCCGCCCUCCCCGCCGCCGCCGCCGCGGGGCUGUUCACGUUCUCCCCGCUCAGCCUCCCGCCUCCCGGGGAGCGCCGACACCACCACCGGCACCACGCCGAGCCCGCCGGCCACAAGGCGAGGCGCGGCAGCCCCGCGGACGGCGCGGCGGGGCGGCCCAGCCAGCGAGAAACUCCAGAUGAAAAUGGCAAAAGCCAGCGAGCUGACAGUCUUAUUAUGAAAAAGAUAAAGAAAAAAAAGAAAAAGAAACACCGGGAAGAUGUGAGGGGAAAACGCCUGAAGAUGUACAACAAAGAGGUGCAGACAGUGUGUGCUGGGCUCACUCGCAUUGACAAGGAGACUCUGUCUCAAGGACAGUGUGACAGCCUGGAAAUGAGCAAGGAAUCCUUCAGGUACCUGAAGGAUGAGCAGCUGUGCAGACUGAACUUGGGCAUGCAGGAAUACCGGAUACCCCAGGGAGUCCAGACCCCCUUUGUGACACACCAGGAGCACUCUGUCCGCAGCAGCUUCCUGAAGACUGGCACUAAAUUCAGUAACUUCAUUCACGAGGAGCAUCAGUCCAAUGGAGGUGCCCUGGUCCUGCACGCUUACAUGGAUGAACUCUCAUUUUUGUCUCCAGUGGAGAUGGAGAGAUUUGCAGAAGAGUUUCUUGCGUUGUCAUUCAGUGAAAAUGAUAAAAAUGCAGCUUACUAUGCUUUAGCCAUAGUGCACGGAGCAGCUGCCUAUUUACCUGACUUCCUGGAUUACUUUGCUUUUAAUUUUCCAAACACUCCAGUGAAAAUGGAAAUUUUGGGCAAGAAGGACAUUGAAACAACAACAAUUUCAAAUUUUCACUCUCAGGUCAAUCGGACGUACUGCUGUGGCACCUACAGAGCAGGACCCAUGCGCCAGAUCAGCCUGGUGGGAGCAGUGGAUGAAGAAGUGGGGGACUACUUCCCAGAAUUCCUAGAUAUGUUGGAAGAAUCUCCAUUUCUUAGAAUGACUUUGCCCUGGGGGACUCUUUCCAGUCUCAGACUGCAGUGCAGGUCCCAGAGUGAUGAUGGGCCCAUCAUGUGGGUGAGGCCGGGAGAGCAGAUGAUCCCCACAGCUGAUAUGCCAAAAUCACCCUUCAAACGGCGCCGGUCAAUGAACGAGAUCAAGAACCUGCAGUACCUACCUCGGACCAGCGAGCCCCGCGAGGUCCUGUUCGAGGACAGGACCAGAGCUCACGCUGACCAUGUGGGGCAGGGCUUUGACUGGCAGAGCACAGCUGCUGUCGGGGUGCUCAAGGCUGUGCAGUUUGGGGAAUGGAGUGACCAGCCUCGUAUAACCAAAGAUGUGGUUUGUUUUCAUGCUGAAGACUUCACUGACGUUGUGCAGAGACUUCAGCUGGACCUGCAUGAACCUCCAGUGUCACAGUGUGUUCAAUGGGUGGACGAAGCCAAACUAAACCAAAUGAGACGGGAAGGCAUUCGCUAUGCUAGGAUUCAGUUGUGUGACAAUGACAUCUACUUCAUCCCUAGAAAUGUCAUUCAUCAGUUCAAAACAGUGUCAGCAGUCUGCAGCUUAGCCUGGCACAUCAGACUCAAACAGUAUCACCCCGUGGGGGAGACUUCUCCAAAAGCAGAAAGCAAUUCAAGCCUGAACAGUGAUGUUCCUGGAAACACAGAGGCAGAAGGUGAACCCCAAGGAGUGAGUGUAAAAAUAGAGUCUGAAGAACCAGGUAUAGAAAUUCAGCUCUCCUCCUCUGUUUCUUCAAUAUCAGGACUUGUGCAACCAGAUCAGGUGGCGCAGCCCCUUCCAGGUUUUAAAAUAGAGUCUGAUCAGCAACACAAUCCACAGGAUCAUGCAGGCUCUUCUGUGUGAUAUGUAUAUAUUCAAACAUUUUUUAAACAACUUUUUAAAAUUUUGAUGUGAAGUUAUAGUUUUAUAACUGGCUUAUGUUUUAUUGGAGAAAUCUUGCCUAUAAUUCUAUAAAGAAAGGUGACAUUCCAAAAUGUCAAGCAUAUCUUUUUUACACAGAUUAUGCAAAAUUCAAGUUGUAUUUUAACCCCUUAGUACAACCUGUAACAGUGGUCUACCACUUCUUUCUGUUUAAGUAAAGAGAUGUUGAAUAUCUUCUCAAAGUCAGAUUGAAAUUCCUCCAGGAAUAUGAAAUGAUUGAGCUCCAUUGGUCAGUGUUAUUUCCCUACUUUUACUUUAUCUCUAAUCUUCACCAGAAAGUGAUGCUUUUGUAGAAGACUUGCAAAGUGAUUUCCCCAUCUCAUUUUAAUUGCUUAAAAAAGUAAAAAAGAAAAAAAAAAGGAAAAAAAAGAAAAAAGAAAAAAAUAGAGAAAGCACAGCACUUUUGAUGAUUUGUGGAAUUUUUGGUAUGUCUGUUCUUGACAUGUUGGUUUAUAUACAAGCUAUAGAAAUUGAUGUUUCUUACAGUUCCUACAAGGGUGACCUGUAAAAAGAACUGAAGCAAGUGUCUGAUUCCUGUUGAAAUGCAAUGACUUACUGACCUAACACUUCUCAUAGCACUGCUUAUGUUGUUUGGUGUGGGGGUUUUUGCUUCCAAAAUACAUCUUCCCUGAAUGUGAUAAAUGCUAGUGUCAAAAUUAGAGAACCUCUUGGUAGUCUUGUGGAGGAAACUGCUAUCUUUGAGCACUUUAAGGCUUUAAAAUACUUAACCAACUUGGCAGCUUGUUUUGAUCGGGUCGUAACGUGUCCAAUGGAUCCACACUUUCCCUUGUACUGAUGCACUUAAUAUAAUAAGCAUUGAGCUGAUACCUGACUCCCUAGAAUAAGGACAGCCUUACUGUGUAAGUUCUGUAUUAGUAUUUCACAAUAAAAAGUAUUUUGGCGUUGGACUGCUUUUUCCAUGUGUAGCUCCUGGGUGCCCAGUUACUGUGGAAAAAUCAGCAGCACGUGCUCAAUGUGUAGAGUGUCAGCUAUCAACAGUUUUUAAACAAUCUUUCAAUAUUUCUGGAUGUUAACGUGUAACCUGUAUUUGACUUUCACUCACCCCAUUUAUUACUGCCCUUUCCAGUCAUCAAAAGGAAAAGUCCCUUUUCCCUCCUCCCCCCUCCCCACAUUUAGAGUACAAGUUGGGGUUUGGUGCAACUUAAGCUGUCUCCAGAUAACUUUAUUUGUUCUAAUCCUCACUGGGGUAGGAAAGAUUUGAAACACUAUGUUAGACUAGACAAAAGCAAAGAUGCUGUGUUAGUUCUGGAUGCAUCUUUUUAAUAUCAAUUAUUACUCUUCUCUUUAUAAGGGUCUCUAAAAUAUGUUACUCUAUUAUAAAUCUUACUUUGUGCAAUAUUGUUUGUGUAGGCUUUUAUAUACAUAUUAGCACCUCAGUGUAGAGGUCACUAUUUUAAACUGAUAGAGAAAUAAUCCUCAGAAGAUACUGCAGUGAUUAGUUAGAACCUGUAUUACUCCUUAUGUGUAUGUAUGUAUUGUCUUCGGUACAAAAAUGAGGACUAGGAAAUAUUUCAAUUUAAACUAAUUUACAGAUUGAAGUGGUAGUGACUCGUUUAGUAAUCUGUGUAAAUAAGGUGUUAGAAUGGAAAGCUUUUAUGAUGAGAAGUAAUGUGAUUCAUGCAGGGGUGUAAUUUAAUCUUAGCAGAAAUUCUAGAUGACUCAGCGCGGCUCAGAGACGAGCCGUCAGUUCUCUGGUGGGUUUUUUCCACUUUUUAUGUUGAGAGGAAUUUCAUAGCUUUAAGGGUUGUGCAAAGUAAAAUUCCUCACAGGCAAUAGUGGUUUCAGUUCAUCCUUCACAUUCAAAGAUUCCCCAGGGGUGUUCUUUCCUUUUGACCAAGUCUGCGAGUCUUCCAUGUGCCCGUCCCGUCCCCGGGUGCCUUCCCUGGCAGCCAGCACUGAUCUCUCAGGAACUGUCACACCUGCAGGGGCCUGCCGUGGCACAGCAAGCAGGGCCCAACCUGUUUGUUUCUUGGGAAAAUUGCAAUGGAAGGAGGAGGGAAUCCAUUUGGAAGUCCUCUGUAAAUUCUAAUAGCACGUUUUUAAGUGGAUGAAGGAGGACUAGGGUGGCUUGUGCUACUUUCCAAGCUGUAGCUUUAGUGAAAUCUGUGACAACAGCCUGUAGUACCUGGAAAAUGCUGACUUCCUCUUGCAUGGAGGGACAUGAGCAAUAGCAUCAUGCUCUCUGUGCUCUGCUCAGUUACUAACUUAAAACCUAAUGUCAGAUUUAAAUGCACAUAAAUAAAGGUAUCUUUGAAUGACCUGAAUGUUGCUGAUGCCAUCCUACUUUGGAAGACUGAGGGAGAGAGGAACAAGCUGUUUGAGAAUCUCUUACUAAAUCCAUGCUCAGAUUUGCUGUGCUUUAACCAAACUGGCAGACUUUCAAAUCCCACCUCAGCUCUGGAUGUAAAGUGUGAGAGGGAUUGCUUGGGAAGCUGCUCGUCCCCAGCCAUUGCUUCAGUUGCCCAGAACAAAGCCUUGAUGGGACAAAUGCAAAUGUUUUCCAGCACAAGACCUGUAGAAGACUGAUUUUUUUAAUGAGCUAGAGCAGUUUAGAGAGGAAGUAACAAGUUCCGGCCAUUUAGUGUUUGAGCAGAACAAAUCCAGUAAAUAUUUCUGAGUAUCUCAUGUUAAAUAGCUGCUAUUUGAAUUUCUCCAAGAUUUCCUAAACCAGGCUCCUUAAUGAGCUAAUCACCUUUGAUUUGGUGGCUUGUUCUAAGGCUGAGGAAGUUUGGGCUGUUCAGUGUGGACUCCUCACAGCCCCUUCCAGGGGCUGCAGCUGGAGAGGGGCUGUUAUCAGGAACUGGGUGACAGGACAAGGGGAAUGGGUACAAAUCAAAAGAGGAGGAAUUUAGGUUAGAGAUGAAGAAGAAAUGUGAUGGGUGGUGAGGAUCUGGUUGCCCAGGAAGUUUUCAAAGGCAGGUUGGGCAGCCUGGCCCAGCGGGAGGUGUCCCUGCCCAUGGCAGGGAGUUGGGACUGGAUGAUUUUUAAGGUCCAUUCCAACACCUUAACAUUCUGUUACCCUCAGUGGAAAGCAGAUACAGAACAGUUCCUAAAUACAAAUGUGCUGGUCAGUUCUGCAAAUCCUCAGUGCUCUGUGGUGUGUGUCAGGUAGGAAAUACUUCGUCUUUGUGCUGGAGACAGCUGUCACUGACCAAGUGCUCUGUGUGUGAAACAGAACCGAGGCUUAGGCUCGACUUUAAAUCUAAAUGCUGGUGGCUGAAACCUCCCAGGGAUAAAGUGGCUCGGUUUUGUUAGGAAUGGACUAACAAGUGCAGUGUGCAGCUGCCUUUGGUUUCCUCUCCUCUAGGCCAGCUCCAGGUCGCUGUGUGCAGGUUCCUGCAGGUUCUGUUCCAGGAGCGGGGACACCAGCAGGUGUCCCCAGGGCAUUCUAAGGGACACUUUUCACAGGGCUCUGCUGCGCUCUGCCAGGUUUCCUGCGUGUUUCAGGUCAGUUCCCCGGGACAAGGCAAAUUGUCCGGUCUGGGAAGGAGCUGCCGGGGGUGGGAGAGGAGCGGAGGGACCGUUCCCUGUCCCCCAGAGCCUGUUCUGUCCCUUCCCGUGGGCUCCGAGCAGCGGCCAGGGCACCCCGAGCAUUCAAACACCGCUUUUCCCCAUUUCUCUGUACAACAUGUAAAGAUACCGACUCCUGUAUUGCUGUUUCGUGAUUUAAUUUGAUUUGAUUGGCAGCUACGAUUAUUUUUUUCUGUGGUUUUAAUUUAUCUAAGGUCUCUGCCUCCAGAGGACGUGUACAAUUGCCUGGACGACUGUUUGCUUUGUGCGGCCUUAGUGUAUUUAUUGACAUUCGCGCGUGUGCGGGGGCGGCCCCGCGCCCCCCCGCGCUGUCGGUAGCUGACUGUACACCAGUGUCAAACCGUUAAGCUAUUUCUUUGUAAAAUAGUCCUGCGGAAUGCAUAGAAUUUUUUUCCUGUAAAGUAUUUUUUUAAAUAAACAAAAGUCUGAUUUUGUCCUUUA